Messenger RNA from Pecten maximus, 1862 nucleotides. Its product is annotated as centromere protein S-like. Gene Ontology annotation, biological process: resolution of meiotic recombination intermediates; replication fork processing. The record is from RefSeq and is a predicted model, not a curated record. Bases 132 to 530 code for a protein of 132 amino acids. NCBI's taxonomy places the organism in Eukaryota, Metazoa, Mollusca, Bivalvia, Pectinida, Pectinidae. Gene Ontology annotation, cellular component: FANCM-MHF complex; Fanconi anaemia nuclear complex. The transcript has 4 exons. Gene Ontology annotation, molecular function: protein heterodimerization activity; chromatin binding.
CUAGGGUCGGACUACUAUGGAAUACGAUCGUCGACCACAACGUUUGUACCUUCUCGCUUGAAGAGCUCUAAUUAACCGCGGAAUCUGAAUCAUUCUAUUCAACAAGUUGAACAACAUUUAUUUCUAGCGAAAUGGCAACAGAAGAAAAUGAGUUCGAGGACCUACAGCACAAACAGAGACUGAAGGCAUCAAUUCAUCAUACUGUGGUGAGGAUUUGUACAGAACUAGUGGAGGAAGACGAGUCUGGGAUCUCUAUGAACAACUCGGUGAAGGCAGCCAUUGCAGAAACAACAUGGAGAUACAUCCAAGACAUUACUCAGGAUUUAGAAAUGUUUGCUAAACAUGCCAAAAGAAGCACUGUAAAUGCUGAUGAUGUCAAGCUUCUUCUGAGGAAGUGCCCAAAACUGUUGGAGCAUAUCUCAAGUAUCCACCAGACAAAUACUGAGAGCCGAGUGAAACAGAAGAAAAAGAGUGUGACCAAGAAGAAAAGUAGUGCUGCUCCAGUAGCGGACUCGGACGAGGAGGACUGAAUAAUACUGACUCAGGAAUGCUCAUUAACACAUUGAGUCACCUCUUACUCAACUUACAGCUUUGAGUCAACUCAGAGGACCAUUGCAGGACUCUUAGUUUACUGAUGGAAAUAUUAUAUUGAAGAAAUUUCUGUUAUCUCUGUGAAACAUUGAACAUUGAGUCAAAUCAUUGGAUGAUAUUAACUUAAAAUAUUUUAAUUCAAUACUGGUUAGUCAACUCAGAGAAACAAGACAAAAUGUGAGUUAAUUUUGUGAAAAUUUAAUAUUAUCUAUAUAGUUUUGACAAGAAUGUAUUGAAUUAAACCUCUUUCAACCAAUUAGAGAAACUUUAACAUGCAUGCUGCAUUAACUUAGAUACAUUUAAAUAACCAAUAUACAAUGUAUAUAUGCCCAUGGUCCACAUGGUUCUCUGGUCCACUCGGUUCCAUGGUCCACUGGGUUCUCUGGUCCACUCGGUUCCAUGGUCCACUCGGUUCCAUGGUCCACUUGGUUCUCUGGUCCACUCGGUUCCAUGGUCCACUCGGUUCCAUGGUCCACUCUGCUCCAUGGUCCACUCGGUUCCAUGGUCCACUUAGUUUUCUGGUCCACUCGGUUCCAUGGUCCACUCUGCUCCAUGGUCCACUCGGUUCCAUGGUCCACUUGGUUCCAUGGUCCACUCUGCUCCAUGGUCCACUCGGUUCCAUGGUCCACUCUGCUCCAUGGUCCACUCUGCUCCAUGGUCCACUCGGCUCCAUGGUCCACUCGGCUCCAUGGUCCACUCUGCUCCAUGGUCCACUCGGCUCCAUGGUCCACUCGGUUCUCUGGUCCACUCGGUUCCAUGGUCCACUCGGCUCCAUGGUCCACUCGGCUCCAUGGUCUACUUGGCUCCAUGGUCCACUUGGUUCCAUGGUCCACUCGGCUCCAUGGUCCACUCGGCUCCAUGUCCACUCGGUUUUAACCUUGAAUGGGUCCAGGACUUCCUGGUCACCAUUAUCAAUGAUAACAUUAUUGACCAGAUCAUUGUUCUGGUGGCUUUGUUUCUGAUUGAAGCUUCAUACACAGUUAAGGUUUGUAAAUACCUCAGAUGACUUUUAGGAAUCAGAGGCCAAGAUCUAUUAUCGUUUAGUAAUUAUAGAGGGUGUCAAACAAUGGCACAAGAUUGAUGUUAAAUUUGUUGUUAAGUUUGUUGUUAAGUUUGUUGCCUUUCUGUGUUACCAUUUAAUAGAUACAUUUGUAUAUAUUUUCAUGCCCUAAUUUCAUCAACUUCUAUUCACACUUUCUGUGCUAGGUACACAAAAUGAACAAAACACACCAUGUGAACCUCUACCAAAGGUAUUGUUAUUGACUAUGCAU